CGGCCAUGGACCGCUUCGUGUGGACCAGCGGCCUCCUGGAGAUCAACGAGACCCUGGUGAUCCAGCAGCGGGGAGUGCGCAUCUACGACGGCGAGGAGAAGAUAAAAUUUGAUGCUGGGACCCUCCUUCUUAGUACGCACCGUCUAAUUUGGAGAGAUCAGAAAAAUCAUGAAUGCUGCAUGGCCAUUCCUCUUUCCCAAAUCGUGUUCAUUGAAGAACAGGCAGCUGGAAUUGGGAAAAGUGCCAAAAUAGUGGUUCAUCUUCACCCAGCUCCUUCUAACAAAGAACCUGGCCCAUUCCAGAGUAGUAAGAACUCCUACAUCAAGCUGUCCUUCAAAGAACACGGCCAGAUUGAGUUUUACAGGCGUUUAUCAGAGGAAAUGACACAGAGAAGAUGGGAGAAUAUGCCAGUUUCCCAGUCGUUGCAAGCAAAUAGAGGACCCCAGCCAGGAAGAAUAAGGGCUGUAGGAAUUGUAGGUAUUGAAAGGAAACUGGAAGAAAAAAGAAAAGAAACUGACAAAAACAUUUCUGAGGCCUUUGAAGACCUCAGCAAGCUAAUGGUCAAGGCUAAGGAAAUGGUGGAGUUAUCAAAAUCCAUUGCUAAUAAGAUUAAAGACAAGCAAGGUGACAUCACAGAAGAUGAGACCAUCAGGUUUAAAUCCUAUUUGCUGAGCAUGGGAAUAGCUAACCCAGUUACCAGGGAGACCUACGGCUCGGGCACACAGUACCACAUGCAGCUGGCCAAACAGCUGGCUGGAAUAUUGCAGGCGCCUUUGGAGGAACGAGGGGGAAUAAUGUCGCUCACAGAGGUGUACUGUUUAGUAAACCGAGCUCGAGGAAUGGAAUUGCUCUCACCAGAAGAUUUAGUGAAUGCCUGCAAGAUGCUGGAAGAGCUGAAAUUACCUCUCAGGCUCCGUGUGUUUGACAGCGGCGUCAUGGUAAUUGAACUUCAGUCCCACAAGGAGGAGGAAACAGUGGCCUCAGCCUUGGAGACGGUUUCAGAAAAGGGAUCUCUAACAUCAGAAGAGUUUGCUAAGCUUGUGGGAAUGUCUGUCCUCCUGGCUAAAGAAAGGUUGCUUCUUGCCGAGAAGAUGGGCCAUCUUUGCCGAGAUGACUCAGUGGAAGGCUUGCGGUUUUACCCAAAUUUAUUUAUGACACAGAGCUAAGAGUUUUGUAUUUGAAAUAACUUGUUACCGGGAUACUUGCAUCAUGUAGAGGUUGUAUGACAUUGAGCUAAGGGUAAACCCUGAUAAACUGAGAAUUUACUGGAACUUCACAGUAUAAUAUAAAACCCUUUUAAUUUCUCCCUAAAUAUUAUGAUCCAGGAAGUUUCUUUAGGAUAAAUAUAGGAAAAUAUAGAAAGAUGAAUGCCAAUAUGAAUUCGAAAUCAUGCUACAGUUGUAUAGAAACCCUCCGAGUUUAACUUGAAAUAUGGUGGAUUUUAACUUGAUCUUCAAAUCUGACCAUUUUUGAAAGAAGAGAAUUUAGUUCAUGGGGGAAGAAAGAGAGAAGUUGCAUGUUUGGACAGGUUAGAUCAUUAUUUUGGUGUGACUAAAAUUCAC
Lipotes vexillifer (Yangtze River dolphin) is the source of this 1562-nucleotide messenger RNA. RefSeq names its product vacuolar protein sorting 36 homolog (gene VPS36). Gene Ontology annotation, molecular function: phosphatidylinositol-3-phosphate binding; ubiquitin binding. The record is from RefSeq and is a predicted model, not a curated record. Bases 6 to 1166 code for a protein of 386 amino acids. Gene Ontology annotation, cellular component: late endosome membrane; ESCRT II complex. Lineage: Eukaryota; Metazoa; Chordata; Mammalia; Artiodactyla; Lipotidae. The transcript has 14 exons. Gene Ontology annotation, biological process: protein transport to vacuole involved in ubiquitin-dependent protein catabolic process via the multivesicular body sorting pathway.